AUGAAGCUCUCUUCUCUGCUGGCAUGUGCCGUAGUAUUCUCGGGCCUGGGACAGGCAAUUCCAACAUGGCCGUCCUCGAUUGACGAGCUGGAGGAUGUUAUGUUUCUUAACACCGGCUACAAAAGUCGAGGAUUCUCAUCUCAUAUAACACCAUGCGGGUUUUCGGAGUUCGGGGCUGGACGACAAACUGCUGCAGAGUGGCUCAGAAUUGGGUUCCACGAUAUGUCCACGACGAAUGUGUUUUUCACCCCACAUGGAGGCAUCGAUGCUUCAAUUGCAUUUGAAUUGGGUGAUGGGGAGAAUAUCGGCGCCGGUUUCAAUACAUCGCUUACUACAUACUCUGGAUUCUUUAACAGCAGGUUACCUAUCUCGGAUAUGAUUGCCCUGGGGGUAUAUGCAUCUGUACGAGGCUGUGGGGGACCUGUUAUACCCAUGAGAGGAGGUCGCGUCGAUGCAACCGCUGCGGGCCCUGCAGGUGUGCCGCAGCCGCAGAACGGCCAAGGGGUUUUCAAGAGCCAGUUUACGAGGAUGGGUUUCAAUGUUACAGACAUGAUCCAGAUGACUGCUUGUGGACAUACGCUUGGAGGGGUUCAUGCUGGGGACUUCAACAAUAUUGUGACUCCUGGCGUCUCGCCAGAUGAUUUCCAACUCUUUGACACCACUACGAGCUUUGAUAAUGAUAUUGCAGUGCAAUAUAUCAAUGGCCCGAACAGUGACCCGCUUGCCGUUGGACCAUCAGUAGCAUCUACGAGGAACUCGGAUUUUGCUGUUUUUACAGCGGACAACAAUGUUACGUUGAAGGCUAUGACGAGUGCUGAUACCUUUAAUAGCAUGUGCACCUCGAUUUUGCAGAGAAUGAUCGAGACCGUAGACCCGGCAGUGGUCCUAUCAGAUAUCAUUCAACCAUACGAGGUCAAGCCUACUGGUAUACAACUUACAUUACUUUCUGGGGGCACUCAAAUCCAGUUUUCAGGAGACAUUAGGGUUCGAACGACAACUCGUAGUGUAUCGAGUGUUGCGGUUAUAUACAAAGACCGAAACGGGACGGGGAGCACAAGUAUUACAACAUCUACAAGUGGAACAGCAAAUGGAUUCGAUGACAGUUUCUCGUUCUACGGAUUCAGCUCGAAUCUGCCCGCUGGUAGCUCGAUAUCAUCGUUCACUGUGGCAGUUACUUAUACCACCGGUGCGAUGCAAACAUAUGAUAACAAUGGCAAUGGGUUCCCCAUUCAGGACUCAAUUAUUGUCCAGAGUACUCAAAGCUGUCAAAGCAAUGGAACUCUCACUGUUGUCGCUGCAGUUCGUGGGAAUACAACAGCUCCAAGCUUGACCGUGGAGCAAAAAGUCGCAAGACCAUCUGGAACUCCGAUUCCUUCAUUAGUGAAUGCAACCGUAGCCAUGGUAAUAGGGGCUUCGGUUGGCCCGUACACGCUUUACAGCACCAAUUACACGAUUGCUUCAACUGCUGGGACUAAAUACGGCGUGUUGAGCGGAGCCUUUUCCGACACGUUCAAAAACGCUGCGGAUCUAGGCGCGGCUUGUGCACCUUUUGGAUCCACGACCCCAAACAGCACUUCCUUGUCUCGCUCUAUGGCAUCAACAAUAAGCACAAGCAGCUCGGCAAUUAGUAAUUCGUCCUCUGCUUCAUUAACCCCGACGCUUGCUGUGAAGACAACUGUUGGAGCGACGGGCAUUGGGGCGCUCGCAGGAAGCUCGUUCUAUGAUUACAUGGCUAUGAGUCUUGAAAUGUUUGCAUCUAAUUGUGCCGGUUUUGCGUAUUGGGUGGUUGAAUAUGGGGGGAAAUGCUAUUGCGGGAACUCUCUCGAUGCUACUUCUACUCUUGCUGCUAUUGGCGAUGUAGUUUCACUUGUCCAGGCUCGGAAGCGGAGUACUGCGGUGCUGGGAAUAGGAGCAGUCAAGACGAGUGUGGAAACUAACAGUAUCUCGGCUGUCGAACAGAAGGAGGGAGAUAGUCUUCAGGCAUUGACUAGUGUUGUGUAUUGUAGUGCAACGACACAGCACAGUCAUGAUGCUCUAGAUGUGGGCGAUGAAGUGCGCGGGAUUAAAUUAUUGGGGAUGGCUUCAAUACCGGCAGCGUGGCAGCGUGUUCCGGGAGACUGCAGCUUCUUGUGCAUACUGCGGGGCGGGGACUAA
Lachnellula hyalina is the source of this 2154-nucleotide messenger RNA. Its product is annotated as WSC domain-containing protein. The coding region runs from base 1 to 2154 and encodes 717 amino acids. Gene Ontology annotation, biological process: cellular response to oxidative stress; response to reactive oxygen species; hydrogen peroxide catabolic process. The record is from RefSeq and is a predicted model, not a curated record. Gene Ontology annotation, molecular function: peroxidase activity; heme binding. NCBI's taxonomy places the organism in Eukaryota, Fungi, Ascomycota, Leotiomycetes, Helotiales, Lachnaceae. The transcript is spliced from 5 exons.